Paramecium pentaurelia is the source of this 762-nucleotide messenger RNA. Lineage: Eukaryota; Ciliophora; Oligohymenophorea; Peniculida; Parameciidae. The record is from the annotation of a GenBank genome assembly.
AUGAUUGAUUAAAUACGUAGAGAAAAGGAUUUAUGGUAAAAUAAUUAUAAGUAAAUUGAAUAAGAAAGAGACAUCUUAUUAGAAACUGUUAAAUAACUUAAAACACCAAAAUAGAUAUAAAAUAACAAAAAUUCAUAAAGUAACAAUAUAGAUAGUAUGGAUACAAUAUAGUUAAAAGAAAUGCAAGAUAUUAUGUAAUAAAAGAUUCAAGAAAUGAGUGAAAAAGAAGCAAAAUUAAUUAAAUUGGUUUUAGCAAUUAAGAAAAGUGGUGUUGAUAUUGAAAAAAUAUAUAAUGAAGAAGUAUUAAAUGAUGAUAGUGUUGCUGAAUAAACAGAGAAAUCUAUUAUUUAAAAACAUUAACAUUAUGAAAGGAGUGUUCAUGAUGCAGAUAAUUCUGUUGUUAAUGAUUCUGAUGAAUCUAGUUUUUGUUUUCUAAAUAGAUUUGAUAAUGAAUCAAUUGUUGAAAGUGUUAGAAAAUUUGAAUAUAAAAAUACCAAUAUUCUCGAUACUAAAUCUAAUGUGAAAUUGAAAUUUGAUUUAUCUAAUAUCUAAAAGAAAAAUACAUCUACUCAAGUAAAUUAGAAAUAAUAGAAUCAAAAAUAAACUAUUUAAUAAAAUUAAUAGAAAUAAAUGUAAAAACUUAAGCUACCAGAACAUUCAGAUAAUGUUGGUUUUCAUUAAGAAUUUAUGUAAAAAUUAAAUGAAUUCUCUGAAAGUUGGAGAAUAUAAGCAUUAAAAGAUGAAAAAAGAACUAAAUCUUGA